UAUUUAUUUUGCAAUUUGACUAUCAACAGUUGGUUCUCUGGUCAUUUGAUCUAUUAACGAACAGAGAGUUUUAAAUAGAAAUAAACUAUCAAAUAGCUAACAUCAAAAUAUCGAAUGAAAGCAUAAAACAAAAAUAUAUUCGGAGUGUGAUCAACGCUUGCCUACUGCUUUGUAUGGUUAUCAUGGGAGGAAAGAAAUGCAAGCUAUUCACGUGUCGCACGUUUUAAGUUGAUGUUUGUGCAUGUCUUAAGAAUGGAAGUAAAUGUUGGUAUUUUAGCUAUCCAAGGCGGCUUUUCUGAACAUGAAAGCGCUUUGUUGAAUUGUCUUAAAGAAAACGGCGGUGUUAUUGAUGGUGUUGCUCUACGAGUGAGGAAAGUCACAGAGAUAUGUGAUUUGCAAGAUUUAAAUGGUCUUAUAAUUCCGGGUGGAGAAAGUUCGGUUAAUUCACAGAUAAUGAGUGAAGAAAUGAUUGAAGAACUCGCAAAUUGGUCAAGUAACCAGAAGCAUUUUGUAUUUGGAACUUGUGCAGGUUUGAUUACAAUGUCAAAGAAUAUUGAAAAUGCUUUUCCUGGUCAAGAAAAUCACUUCUCAAAGUUAGCCAAACUUGAUGUUACAACAAGCAGGAACUACUUUGGACGUCAACAAAAUAGUUUCGAAGGCAAAGUAUUCAUUAAAGAGAAACAAAUUUCAAAAUAUGAUGAAAAUAUGUCAGAGAUUUGCUUUGGGGUAUUCAUUAGAGCACCUGCCAUUGUCUCAAUAAAUAGUGUUGAUAUAAAACUUUUGGCAACAGUUGUUGUAGACAAUAAAGAAAUCAUUGUAGCUGUUGAACAAAACAACUGCAUGGGUUUGGCAUUUCAUCCUGAGUUGACUAAUGACAUUAGAUGGCAUGCCUACUUCUUGUCUCGUAUUGUACAACUUUGUGAAAGCUAAACAAAUAUGAAAAUUUAUGAGCCUACAAGUAUUUUACAGUCAAUCUGUAUAAACCUAAAAUUAUAUCAAAGCAUUGAA
Molecule: messenger RNA, 1008 nt
Organism: Xenia sp. Carnegie-2017
Lineage: Eukaryota; Metazoa; Cnidaria; Anthozoa; Malacalcyonacea; Xeniidae
Product: pyridoxal 5'-phosphate synthase subunit PdxT-like
Exons: 2
Coding region: 232-930 (232 amino acids)
Biological process (GO): pyridoxal 5'-phosphate biosynthetic process; pyridoxine metabolic process
Cellular component (GO): glutaminase complex; cytosol
Molecular function (GO): glutaminase activity
Source: RefSeq, a predicted model, not a curated record